Messenger RNA from Asparagus officinalis (garden asparagus), 966 nucleotides. RefSeq lists its product as uncharacterized. The transcript has 8 exons. Bases 1 to 966 code for a protein of 321 amino acids. Lineage: Eukaryota; Viridiplantae; Streptophyta; Magnoliopsida; Asparagales; Asparagaceae. The record is from RefSeq and is a predicted model, not a curated record.
AUGGAAAGAUCAACCUCUGUCAAGAACCUUUACCCUUUUGGAGGCAAAGAGGGACGCUUCGGAUUUAUAGUGUUGAUGCUGUUGAUGAGCGGUGCUAGACUGAUAACGGCAAGAAUGGAAUUUCCGACUCAGGUGGAAAUAGGAGAGCUUAGCAAACAAAACAAUACAGCAAUCAAGACCGUUCAGGGUGCUAACGGCGAGAUAAUUGACUGCGUAGAUAUCUACAAGCAACCUGCAUUCGACCAUCCUUUGCUGAAAAACCAUUCCAUUGAGCUGAGGCCAAGUUUUAUACCUGACAUGAAAAGAGGUAAUUCUUCCUCAUAUGCAAUUGCUGAACAAAGUUGGCUAAAGAGCGGAAGCUGCCCCAAGGGAACAAUCCCCAUUCUAAGAGCAACAAAAGAUGGUCUUCUCAGAGCGAACUCCUCUGGGAGCUGUAGUAUUCACGACGUCGAGCCGACAAACUGCAGAGUUGAAGUUGCAGGGGCACGCGCUAGAGCAGAGGCGCCUUAUUAUGGGGUUACUGGAAUUAUCAACGUCUGGAGUUUGCUUGUCAUGACCAAAGAAUGGAGCUUGAGCUCAAUUGCUGCUGUCAGUCAACAAAGUUUCGUAGAAUCUGGAUGGGGAGCGAGCCCUAUCUUGUUUGGGGAUAGCAAAACGAGGUUUAUUGCCAACUGGAGGGAUGGUAACAAGGGAUGCUUCAAUCUGAGAUGCCCUGGCUUCGUUCAAGUUAGCAGCACUGUUGCCCUUGGUGCUUUCCUCUAUCCCACAUCAGAAUACAAUGGGAAACAAUACGUGAUACAGCCAACAAUUUAUAAGGAUGACGUCCAAAAGAAAUGGUGGUUGAUGCUUGAGGAUGAAGUUGUUGGCUACUGGCCAAUGGUUUUGUUCUCUAAUCUUGAGUCUGCUUCAAUUGUUGAAUGGCUCGGGCGAAUUUCUCAUCCAUCUCGAUUACCUACAUGCAUGUAG